Molecule: messenger RNA, 2297 nt
Organism: Darwinula stevensoni
Lineage: Eukaryota; Metazoa; Arthropoda; Ostracoda; Podocopida; Darwinulidae
Source: the annotation of a GenBank genome assembly
GCGACACCUAUGUCGGCAGCGACGACGAGGAAAGGGGGGAAGACGAAGACGAUCCAAACGCGAGGAACUCGUUCGACGAUGCAGGAUGGCACACGAGACGCGUUCCCGCGUUUUGAUCCCUAGACCAUCGGUGGUGCGCACUCCCGUUUCGCCCCGUCGUGAGGUUCCAAUUUUAAGACGCCGCACCGCCGCUCCAUCUCGUCGAGAACAAGAAGGGUUACCGAUUCACCUGCCCGUGAGGUGGAAGAGCGCAUUUGAGUCCCACACUCAAAACCCCACCACGAAGAAGAUUCGUGUUAACUUUAGCAAAGGCAACAAACACUCACGCAGGGGCAUCGAGAGGUUAAUGUCAGGAAACGGAGACGGCCUACUCGCGUUCGGAGAGUUGUUAAACGCGGACGUUAGACUCGAACGCCUGCCGUCGAACGUGAAGAACUACGGCACCGCGUUGGACGACCUCCCCCAGGUCGUCCGUGACUUUGUACCCCAGAGGGCGUCCUGCAUAAGGAUAGCGUGUUUCGCUAAGCACAUCCCCCCCUAUGCGCUCGAUUUUGUUCUCACCGACGGGAAAAACGUCCUUUAUUCCAUGAAACUCUUCCAAGAUCCUCAGUGCGGUCACGUGGGACACGUGAAGUUCUUUCGAUUAGCCAUCUUUAUGGAGCGGUUCGGUACGUCUGUCCGUUGCGACCGCGAACUCUCUGCCGCACCGACCCUCGUCGCGCCCCACCCUCUCGGUCGUGGAACACGCACACCCAAACGGAGGAUCAAACCCGCAAAAGAGAUCCAACCGGUCCCACGCAAGAGGUUUCGUGGACAGCAUGAUCGCGGUCAUCCACCCGGAGACGUGGACAGGCAUGAACUUAUGCGACGUUUCGUUGAAUCGUUACCCAAGACCCCAACAGAAGACGAUGAGACGCCGAACGGGGACAACGACGACGAGAUCUCGUUUCUCACCGAGCUGAAAGUGGAAAAAAAAAGGUACCCCAUUACCAUCACGACGACACCCCUGAGGGAAAUCUCUAGGAUGAAAAACAGGCACUCCGUGUGCGUUGCCGUGGCAACGCUCGGCCUGUCGUGUGGAACUCUCCAUCGUGAGUUGUUAAAGCGACACACCCACGAUGUUAACACGAGCGUAGACGGCGGCAUCCUCCUCUUUGGCGAAUCGCUCGUUUACGUCUGGGCGAGGGUGAAAGAGUCGAGAGAGAGGGAUCUGAGGGCGCUGGUAGACGGCAUCGUGGAGUCCCUAAACCGAUCCAGUCCAAAACCGAGCGGUAUCGCGGCGUGUUACCACUACGGCGAGGGGCGUCCCUAUCGUAGACGCGUGGGAAACGUUGCCAUCGACGAUCACCGAUCGUGUCAACACACCGAAAUGUACGCGUGUGUGGGACCGUACGAGUCGGGCGAAACCGGUGUGAACCACCACGUUCGCGCGGAGAGACGCGUCACGCUGGCCGCGUUUGCAUACUUUUGUAGCGCAAAGGAUCUCCACCCCGUGAUGUCUCCCGACAACACGAAGGCGUUUUCUGAUUUUUUUGCACACGACCCAGACAGAUACACCAUUGGGGUCAAGACGUGGCAUACGAGUUUUAACAAGAUGCUGGUAUUGGUGACCCUGUGGUCCAGAACCGGGGAACACGAACUGAUGUUCGGCAGGGGAGAGUGCCGCGAAAAUCUCAACUACGACGCGUUGAGAUAUAAAACCCUCGCUCAAUCCCUCGUCAUCGAGGGUUGGCCCACGGCGAACACCGAGGUGGCGUUUUUGAACAGCGAGGGUAAACCCGGUUGGAAGGAGAGCGACGCUCAACGCAACAGAUCUCUCGGGUUCAUGCACGAACAACCGUCGGAAGAAGAAUUUUUCGAACCGGUUGCCGUCAACUUCAUCACGAAGGUUCACGACGCACAGUCCAGCAACGGCGGACAAGAUAGUACCAUUUGCGUCGUUAACCGCUAUGCGUUCCAACGGAUCGAAAACAUCUGGUUGAUAAAAGACUAUCGUCGCGGGGAGCCGGAGAUAAACACAAAGGACGUGUUCGCCGAAGACGGUUUUCGGUUCACCCUUCCGGUUUUUGCAAAACGCGAGCCCCGGCGCUUCGAUCCGCAACCGGGACCUUCGACCGCGCCGUGAGGCGACCCAGUGCAAAAUCGUGCCCCCUUAAUCUUGUGAUGUUGUGCCAGUGUUUUUUUUUUAACCAGUUUUUGUAAUGUUGUGGUGCCCCCCGUUAAAAACAUCGAUCUCUGAGUUCGCAAAACCGAUUCAAACAUCGAUCUCUGAGUUCGCAAAACCGAUUCAAUAAAUC